CCAUGACGUAGCUCAUUUAAGGCUGGUUUCCAUCCGAUCGCUACGAUCGCUGCGAAAAAAAUUGUAGCGAUCGAUCUCUUCGGCGACCGUAGCCAUGGUGAACGGAGAUAGACCUCAGUUCUACCUCAGCAAUCAUAGUGAUCGCUGCGGCAUAAUACGGAAACCACGCUCUACAGAUAUUAGCGAUCACUGCGAUGAAAAAUAUACCAGAGAUUCUGAGUGCAGUGCGCCGUUGCUUCGUCUAAGUCCUCCAGGGCAGUUUAAUUUGCAGCGAUAUCGUGGUAGUCAUAGGAACAGGUAGCCGUAAGGAUCGCUCAACCGUUUGUUGGAGCGCAGCAAUCGUAGCCAUGGUAACGAUCAUAUGGAAAUUAGCCUCUAUGGAAUAUAUGACUCUUGAUAUAUAAUGAAUCCUUUCAUAUUCAGAUAUUUCUUUUACGCAUGCACUGACUUUUGUAAAAAUAUUCUCCACUCUAGAUGCACCGAAAGUUUAUUGGUGCUCCAAAACUCCAACUUUUUUGAUCGAAGGAAAAAAACCAGACGAUUUGGAAUGCCAUUUGUCGGGAUGGCCUCUCGAAGUUUAUUGGUACAAGGAUGACAAAAUAAUCACGAAUGGAACUGAAGGCAUUUAUCAUUCAGUGGACAAGAGGCGGGAAAAUGGAGAGGGAACUCUUCAUAGCAGACUUAGUCUUCCUCCAGGACGUGAAGAGCUGGAAGGAACGUAUAAGUGCUGUGCGAAAAACAGGAUUUCUGACCGACAGGCCUCCGCUUCAAUCGAGUAUAUAUAUGAGUGUCCAACGCCAAAAGGCCCGACCAUUGUCUCUGCUCCGGAGGUCCUUGCAAGGACUUUCUCUACUGUCAAUCUGACAUGCCUGUCUGAUGUAGACGGCGCGUGUCCACAGUUGAUUUGGCACAAUGAAACUGCCCCCUUGGAAAAUAAUGCAAAGUACCAAAUAAAAAAGAAGAAAAUGCGCAGCAAAUGUAAACUACAAUCCAUCCUCUCUAUUUUUAACGUGACGGAAGAUGACGAGGGAAAUUACAGCUGCACGUGGAACUGCAAAAACCGAGUAGCUGGUAUUUACCUGAAAGUGUUUGUUCAAUCACAAACGGCGCAAGUGACUGAAAGUGUGACCACUUCAACACGUCCGUCAUCUAAUUUGGGUUCAGNACGUCGCAGAGAGUGGCUUCUACCAAUCAUCAUCAUAUCAGCAGCAAGUGUCACCGUCUUGUUCAUGGUUUCCGUGCAAUUUUGUGUCAAGAAGAGAUGGAAAUCAUCCUAUAACAUACCAAACUAUCACCUUAGCAAAGAAGAUUUGAUAAACCGACUGUUUAUCAGCCACAGUUCAAAGGACUUUGGUUGGGUCACUGACAAUCUCAUUUCAAUUCUUGAAAAGCACUCGAUUGACUACAGCAUCCACAGCCGCGACUUUGAAAUUGGAAGACCCAUCGUCCAGAACAUGGCCGACAGUGUGUACGGCAGCCGUCAAGUGUUGAUUGUCUUGUCUGAGAAUUACCUCGCCAGCAACUUUUGUCGAGAGGAGCUGCACAUGGCUGUGCAGAGAGGAUUGGAUGAGGGCGAUUCGUCACUGAUUCUCGUAAAGAUCAACAACAUGAAGAACAAGCAAUUACCAGCCGCUUUGAGAAAGAAGAACCUGGUGGAUUAUGACAAAUUUAAGACGACACAAGAUUGGGAAGAGGAAAUAAUUAGUGAGAUAUUAAAAAGCAAAAAUGCUAGUGUGUAGAAGAUACGCGUGGUUAAAUUACCAUUCCAAGAGUACAGUUGAAAGGCUUUGUUUUCAUAAACGAUAAAUUGCCAUAGUAAGGAAAUUAAUAAAAGCGGAGCUCCUGGGCGCCGAAGGCGUGUGAGCGGAGCCCCAUACCUUAGAAAAUUUGGUAGCCCAUCGAUCUCAAAAAUUUUGGUUGUCACGUAACUAUCCGUACGGGCGUGCAGGCGUAUGGACGUACGGACGUAGGUCCGUUCGUCCGAGAGAGAGUAACACCAUUACCAUAGGUACAUCUUUGAUAUCGGACAUCCAUGUUGUAAUUAAAUGACAGCUGUGAAAACGAGGUAUCCGCUGACCAGUAUCAAGUGACCAUAUCGCAGGUGGUCAUAUCGCGGGCUCUUUUUUUGAAGGUGACCCCUGACCAGGUACUGGGUUUUUCAUUUGAUCGUGUGCUCAAGCCAGGUUAUUACUCUUGGGGAGAGGGGGGGAGUACAUGAUGCAAAGGCAAAAUUUCA
This is a messenger RNA of Orbicella faveolata, 2236 nucleotides long. RefSeq lists its product as uncharacterized. Gene Ontology annotation, molecular function: signaling receptor activity. The record is from RefSeq and is a predicted model, not a curated record. NCBI's taxonomy places the organism in Eukaryota, Metazoa, Cnidaria, Anthozoa, Scleractinia, Merulinidae. Gene Ontology annotation, cellular component: plasma membrane. Gene Ontology annotation, biological process: inflammatory response; signal transduction.